AUCUAUCUCUAUCAUCUUUAGUUGUAAAAGGUCUGGCCUUUUUUGUGUUUCUGAAUUUCUCUGAUACACACACAUGAACACACACUACACAUAAUAAUAUUAAAAUAUUUUAGGAAUAUAUGAAGAGGGUCAUAAAGUUUUGAUUUUUAGCUUGAAUGGCUAUGGUUGCAUGAUUGGAAAAGAAGAUUUGAGCUCAAGAACUCAUGGAUAGAGAAUUAUAAACAUAGCCCAGUUGGAAAUUGUUGCAAAAACACACAGUAGUAGGUGAAAUUCCCAGAUCUCUAGGUUCUUGAAUUUCAAGCUCUAGUGCAUUUUCUUGAUUUUUUCAAGAAAAUUCCAUUCUUUUCUUGUUUUUGUGUCUUUUGAGCAAAUGGGUUGGUCAGGUUUGGUUAAAGAUUGAAACUUUAUCACAUAUCUGGGCUUUUGGGUUCACUUGGAUUUAUAGAAAGUGAAGUUCAAGAUUUCAAGUUGUAAAGAUAGUGGCUUUCUUGGAUAAGGCUAUUUAUAUAUAUGGUGGUGGUAUUUUUCUAAAGAAGGUGAUUGAUUGAAUGGGUAUGGAUAGUUUUGGAACUGUUUUUGUGGCUAUUGCAUUGCUUAUUUGGACAUUGUUGGAGGGCUCUACUGCAACUCUUUCUCCUUCUGGUGUAAACUAUGAAGUUGUAGCUUUAAUGGCGAUUAAAAGUGGUUUAGUUGACCCAUACAAUGUUCUGGAGAACUGGGAUAUUACUUCUGUAGAUCCGUGUAGUUGGAGGAUGGUUACCUGCUCCGGUGAUGGCUAUGUUUCUGCCUUGGGCUUACCUAGUCAGAGUUUGUCUGGAACGAUAUCACCAGGAAUUGGCAAUUUAACCAACUUGCAGUCGGUGUUGCUGCAGAAUAAUGCUAUUUCUGGUGUUAUACCCGCCGCCAUUGGAAAGUUGGAGAAACUUCAGACUCUAGAUCUUUCCAACAACAAGUUUGGUGGCAAUAUACCUAGUUCCUUUGGUGACCUCAGAAACCUUAAUUAUCUGCGACUAAAUAAUAACAGCCUUAGUGGAACAAUUCCUGAAUCUCUGUCUAGAAUCGGAGGGCUCACUCUUGUGGACUUGUCUUUCAACAAUUUCAGUGGUUCCCUCCCCAAAAUAUCUGCAAGAACUUUCAAAAUAAUAGGGAACCAAAACCCUCUGAAUUGUGGCCUGAGCACAAAGAAUAAUUGUUCUGUUGUCUAUCCAGAGCCUCUUAACUUCCCUCCAGAUGACAAUUCUGAUGCUGGUGGUAAAGGACACCGUGUGGCUAUUGCUAUGGGUGCGAGUUUUGGUGCUGCGUUCCUUCUCAUAGUGAUUGUUGGAUCCUUCAUUUGGUGGCGAUAUAGGCACAAUAAACAGAUUUUCUUUGAUGUUAAUGAUCAAUAUGAUCCUGAAGUAUGCUUGGGACAUUUGAGAAGGUAUUCUUUCAAGGAACUGCGUACUGCAACUGACCAUUUUAAUUCGAAGAACAUUUUAGGGAGGGGGGGAUUUGGAAUCGUGUACAAGGGUUGCUUAAGUGAUGGGACUAUUGUAGCUGUCAAAAGGUUGAAGGACUACAAUACUUUUGGAGGUGAAAUACAGUUUCAGACAGAAGUUGAAUUGAUAAGUUCGGCACUGCAUAGGAAUCUUCUCCGUCUUUGGGGAUUCUGCACAACUGAGAAUGAAAGACUUCUUGUUUAUCCGUAUAUGUCAAAUGGGAGUGUCGCAUCCAGACUGAAAGACCAUGUCCUUGGUAAGCCUGUUUUAGACUGGGCCAGGCGGAAAAGAAUAGCACUAGGAACGGCACGGGGGCUGUUGUAUUUACACGAGCAAUGUGAUCCUCGAAUCAUCCAUCGGGAUGUUAAGGCAGCCAACAUCUUGUUGGAUGAGGAGUUUGAGGCUGUUGUUGGUGACUUUGGUUUAGCAAAGUUGUUGGACAACCGAGAGUCACACGUGACCACAGCUGUCCGUGGUACUGUCGGCCACAUUGCGCCAGAAUAUCUAUCAACUGGUCAAUCAUCAGAAAAAACUGAUGUAUUUGGAUUUGGGAUCUUGCUAUUAGAGUUGAUCACAGGUCAGAAAGCUCUGGACUUUGGAAGGGCAGCAAACCAAAAAGGUGUAAUGCUUGAUUGGGUUAAGAAGCUACAUCAGGAAGGAAAGUUAAACCUAAUGGUGGAUAAAGCUUUAAAGAAAAACUUUGACAGGAUCGAGUUAGAAGAAAUGAUUCAGGUUGCCCUUCUUUGUACCCAGUUUACGUCCGCUAAUCGCCCAAAAAUGUCGGAAGUACUGAGAAUGUUGGAGGGUGAUGGGUUGGCGGAAAAAUGGGAAGCCUCACAGCAAAGGGCUGAGACACCAAGAUACCAAGGAGGAUUUGACACUCCUCAGAAAUACUCAGAUUUUAUCGAUGAAUCCUCUCUCGUCGUGGAAGCCAUGGAACUUUCAGGCCCCCGGUGACAGUCAUAUCUCAUACCUUAGAUGAUAUCGAUAUUAGAAGGGUGAAAUAUGUAGUGAUUGAAUGGUAGUGAAAGGUACUUUAUUCAUCUGUAAAAAGCGUAAAAAUGGAAACAAGGAAAGCACAGCUGCUCUGUCAUUAAGUAGAGUUGAGUUGCUCAAAGUCUUAUAUUGAACUGUUUAUAUAA
Daucus carota subsp. sativus is the source of this 2620-nucleotide messenger RNA. RefSeq names its product protein NSP-INTERACTING KINASE 3. Gene Ontology annotation, biological process: protein phosphorylation. Gene Ontology annotation, molecular function: protein binding; ATP binding; protein kinase activity. The transcript is spliced from 11 exons. The record is from RefSeq and is a predicted model, not a curated record. Lineage: Eukaryota; Viridiplantae; Streptophyta; Magnoliopsida; Apiales; Apiaceae. The coding region runs from base 549 to 2435 and encodes 628 amino acids.